UCGAUGUCCGGUUUCCAUUGACACGAUUAGAACACUACUCAUUCAACAAGAUGGAUUUUUGCGGGGGUACUUUGCACUUGGUGUACAACUACUACUAAGCCGUGCUGAGAGCUAAUAUGCAGUUAACCUCGUUUGGAAAAAAUCUUUUGAUACAGCUCGUGUAUCAAGUGUUAUUACUUUGUUCUGUUUGUAUUUACCAAAUUUGAAUUGAAUAGAAUAUGACUUAAAAUGUGACUUUUUGAAAAUAGGCAUUUUUGUUUGCAUUUCCUCACUUGGGGGCAGAUCUGCACCCAUUAAUCCUCGACGUUUUCAUUUUCAAACUUGAGAAAGGAAUGUAACAUUUCGCUAUAAUGGAGCAUGUCGAAAUAUGUUCGAUUCAAUAUUUUUUUUUUCGACUUAUAAAAAUAAUGCCUAGCGGCCUAUUAGGAGGUGAACUAGCGUGAAAAUAAAGCGAGAUAGUGCACAGCGCACAUCCUGUUAGAAAUGCUUAUCAGUGAGGGCCAGCCGGCAGCAUCACACUCACAUUGAAGCUGGUGAGAGCAACACGCCUCGACAGGGACAACAUACAACACUCAUGUCAUUCCCGAGGAUGAAGGAACUCCAACUUCUGUGUCUUCUCAUCUUUGGAGGUCAAAGUUCUUUGGCAUGCCCGCAUCCCUGCAGCUGUCAUGGGAGCCUGGUGGACUGCAGCAGCAGGUUUCUCAACUCCUCCAACCUGCCCAGCAUCUUCCCUGAGGGCACCACCGAGCUACGCCUUCACAAUAACCGGCUGACCACUCUCCCGAACGGGCUUCUGGACAAUCUCGCAUCCCUUCGCCGGGUAUCCUUGUACAGAAACCCGUGGACAUGUGACUGCGGCGUCCUGUACCUGCGAGCCUGGCUGAGACAUCGUCCCGGCGGAAGUUACUCUUCUCAAUUUCACGUUAACUGUAGCUCCCCUCCCCACCUCAGAGGGAGAUUGGUGGAGUAUCUGACUGAGGAGGAGGUGCUGGACUCCUGCCAUUACUGGUACUGUGACCUGGCCUUGACUUCGCAGGCGCUCCUGUUUGUGUUUGUGCUGGUGCAGGCCGCACUGCUGGUCGCCGUCAUCGUCUUCCUGAGGAGGUUUGAGAAGCUCUCCAGGGAGGCCAGGAGAACCAAGGAGGAGAGCCUCACAGCUGGAGAGAGAGAAACUGUGUAUUUGCCUCUAACUGACAGGAGCAGUUGAAACUGCUCUAUCUUUCACACAAAAAUGGUAAAGAAGAAUAAAAAAAAGAAAGUCUUGAAGACGCAGAAGGAGUUUUAAAAAUGUCUGUAAAAGCAUAAUAAAUGUUGCUGAUUGUAGACCCUUUUAUAGUCUUCAGUAAGCUGGAACCUACGCAAGCUCACAUUCACACCUAUGGCCAUUUUAAAGUCUCCAUUGGACUGAAUAUGCAUGGUUUGGGAAUGUAGGUUAUACAAAAACUAUUGUGAGUCAUUUAAUACAUUUGGAUAAAAUUGACCACAUUGUCCUGUAUUGUAUUGCCUACAACACAUAACUCUUCCAUUUCCUAUGAUUUUAUGUCCUGUUUUUAUAUAAUAUCUCGCUUACUAAUUUUUACAUUGUAUUUUCAUAUUGUCUGUACAGUGUCCUUGGGUGGCAUGAAAGGCGCUUUUAAAUAAAAUACAUUAUUAUUAUUAUUAUUAAUGUGUUUUAAGCGGGUCGCUAAAUGUGUCCAAUAUGGAAAUUGUGACACAUUUUGUUGUAUUGGUAAUAAAGAUAUAGUAACGGAA
Molecule: messenger RNA, 1752 nt
Organism: Hippocampus zosterae (dwarf seahorse)
Lineage: Eukaryota; Metazoa; Chordata; Actinopteri; Syngnathiformes; Syngnathidae
Gene: gp1bb
Product: glycoprotein Ib platelet subunit beta
Exons: 2
Coding region: 575-1207 (210 amino acids)
Source: RefSeq, a predicted model, not a curated record